Messenger RNA from Colletotrichum fioriniae, 1101 nucleotides. RefSeq lists its product as uncharacterized. Lineage: Eukaryota; Fungi; Ascomycota; Sordariomycetes; Glomerellales; Glomerellaceae. The record is from RefSeq and is a predicted model, not a curated record. Gene Ontology annotation, molecular function: oxidoreductase activity; zinc ion binding.
AUGCGAGCCGUAGCCUGGUUCGGCCAACCCUACAACGUCUCCGUAAUCAACAUGCCCGUUCCCACCAUCAUCAACCAGACAGAUGUCGUCGUCCGCAUCACCUCCUCCGCCAUCUGCGGCUCCGACCUCCACAUGUACCACGGCUUCGGCGGCUCGCCCGACGUACCCUACGGUUUCGGCCACGAAGCCGUCGGCUACGUCUCCAGUGUCGGCGAUGCCGUCUCGAGCCUUCAGGUUGGCGACUAUGUCAUCAUCCCAGACAACGCUGAUGACGGGCACUGGGGCCCAUCGCACCCCUUGUCCUUUGGCGUUGGGAACGCAAACUAUGGCGGACUGCAAGCCGAGUACGCCAGGGUCCCACACGCCGACACAUCCCUCAUCCCAGUCCCAAUCACCUUGUCCAACAACGCAUCCGAACUCGACUACCUCAUGAUCUCAGACGUCUUCACAACAGGCUGGCACGUCCUCUCCUACUCAGGCUUCCAACCAAGCGACGCAGUCGCCAUCUUCGGCGCCGGGCCCGUCGGCCUCCUAGCUGCCUACUCCGCCAAACUCCGCGGCGCCUCCAGGGUCUACGUCAUCGACCGCGUCGCCAGCCGCCUCGAGCAAGCCGAAUCCUUGGGCGCCAUCCCCAUCGACUUUUCCCAACAAGACCCCGUGGAAGCGAUACUCAACCGCGAGCCCGGCGGCGUGACGCGCAGCCUCGAUUGCGUGGGCUUCGAAUCCGUUGACGCCACGGGAGACCCCCACAACGGCAUCGUGCUGGAGAACAUGGUUGCGGUGACCGCCGUGUAUGGAGGCAUGGGCAUCGGCGGCGUCUAUAACGGCGGUGGGAACAGCACCGAAGGCGCGCCUAAUGCGGGGACUCUGCCAGCGGAGAUUCCGAUCCCCAUGGCAUCGCUAUGGAGGAAGGGCUUGUCUAUCGGCACUGGUAUCGUCUUGCCUUUGCUUCGGGCUCCUCCCUUGCUGGACUUGAUUGCGUCUGGCGUCGCUAAGCCGAGCUUUGUAGUCACGGCUGAGAUUGACAUUGAGGAUGCGCCGGAGUAUUACCGCCGCUACAGCGAUCACUUGGAAAACAAAGUCGUCAUUCGAUUCCCUUAG